Spizellomyces punctatus DAOM BR117 is the source of this 1123-nucleotide messenger RNA. RefSeq lists its product as uncharacterized. Lineage: Eukaryota; Fungi; Chytridiomycota; Chytridiomycetes; Spizellomycetales; Spizellomycetaceae. The transcript is spliced from 2 exons. Gene Ontology annotation, cellular component: ribonuclease P complex. Bases 1 to 573 code for a protein of 190 amino acids. The record is from RefSeq and is a predicted model, not a curated record. Gene Ontology annotation, biological process: tRNA 5'-leader removal.
AUGAAAUGGGGAAAACGUUGCGUUGGCUGUUUGCGGGAGUCGGAACCUGGCGGGACGCUUGCUUGGGCAGCGACUUGCGAACGGCCGACUUUGCCAAGGAAGGAAGAUCUGGAAAUCUUCGGGAUGGUCCGCCUAAAGAACCGCUACCUCCUCUUCAAUCUCCACUUUGAUCCUUCGACGCCGCCGUCGGUGGACACUGCGAUCAACGGGGGGACGAUUAACAAUUCUCUCAAAGACAGCUUAGAACUCAACUUUGGAGAUUAUGGGAUAGGGAUCGCGUCCUUCACAGUAAAAUACUACUCGCCUCACACGCAAACGGGCAUUAUACGCUGCGCAAGAGAGUCGUAUCAAAUGCUGUGGGCGGCCUUAUCGUUUAUCACAAAGAUUAGGAACAGACCAUGUAUCUUUUGUGUGGUUCACUUGGGUGGGACGAUAAAGAGUGUUCAACAGGUGGCCCUCAAGCGGGAUAGGGAAGCUUUGGAGAUGAUGGUGAAGAAGGGCGUGUUGGACGUGACCAUGGUGGAUGCCCUUGUGAAAAAGGCUCAUGAAGACAUCAUGGCGUUGGAAAUUUGACGAGUCCUGCGUGCCGGCUCUCUCCGGGUUCUUUCGGACCGCAACAAGCAUUCAACGUCCUACCCCAGCUUUCGGCCGCAGCUCGCCGAUUGACUAGCUUGCAGAGGCUAUCACACCGGAAGCGCAACUGUGGGCAGAUCUGCUGCGAAUAUGCAGCGUUCGUAUCUCGUCAGCUAUGGGACUUUGACUGCGUCACGGCAAAGUCUAAUCUAGCUAUUCCGAUUACUAUAUAGCAGGUCACCGAGGCAUAAUUCCAAUCCAACGAUCAAUUUGUCCUGAUCACAUGCAAAAGCACCUCGACAAAAGAAAAACUAUGUUAUAUACAUCACAUGUCGGUAGUUUAGGAAGAGAUACCAAAAAUGGCCAGUGCCUACUACAAAGGAAGGCUCCCACUUUGGCAGUUUACAAAAAAUAAUUACUUCGCGGCUUUCUUCCGUCUUGCCGCAGUAGCUCUGGUUACUUUCUUUUCUUCAGCAGCCCCAUAAAAAGAUUCUGUCGGAAUUGAUAUGGGUUUGCUGUCCGCGUUGCUUUCAGUGUCAGCUUUUGGGUC